AUGGGUGCUUACAAGUUUAUGCAAGAAAUUUAUCGCCAUAAGCAGUCGGAUGUCAUGCGCUACCUUCUGCGUAUGAGGACUUGGGAAUACCGCCAGUGUCCAAAGAUUGUGCGUGUCACCCGGCCCUCAAGACCUGAUAAGGCUCGAAGGCUUGGAUACAAGGCUAAGCAAGGCUUUGUUAUCUAUCGAACACGUGUUCGUCGUGGCGGUCGGAAACGCCCAGUUCCAAAGGGUGCUACUUAUGGUAAACCCACAAAUGAGGGUGUGAAUCAACUCAAAAAUCAGCGUUCCAUCCAAGCUACGGCUGAGGAUCGUGUUGGUCGCAAAUGCGGUUCUCUUCGCGUGCUAAGCUCCUACUGGGUUGGUGAGGACAGUACCUACAAAUUCUAUGAAGUGCGGUCCAAACUCAUUGCAAAUGAAGGGACUACGCACGAUAAAAUGUUCGCAAAUGCGAACUAG
Molecule: messenger RNA, 459 nt
Organism: Rodentolepis nana
Lineage: Eukaryota; Metazoa; Platyhelminthes; Cestoda; Cyclophyllidea; Hymenolepididae
Source: the annotation of a GenBank genome assembly